This is a messenger RNA of Pectinophora gossypiella (pink bollworm), 4736 nucleotides long. It is a transcript of the gene DNApol-alpha180, whose product is annotated as DNA polymerase alpha catalytic subunit. The transcript has 10 exons. The coding region runs from base 143 to 4639 and encodes 1498 amino acids. Gene Ontology annotation, biological process: lagging strand elongation; DNA replication; leading strand elongation. Gene Ontology annotation, cellular component: alpha DNA polymerase:primase complex. Gene Ontology annotation, molecular function: chromatin binding; purine nucleotide binding; DNA replication origin binding. NCBI's taxonomy places the organism in Eukaryota, Metazoa, Arthropoda, Insecta, Lepidoptera, Gelechiidae. The record is from RefSeq and is a predicted model, not a curated record.
AACAGGUGUUUACUGUCAUUUAAUUUCGCGCCAAAAUAGAUGUCAAGGGAGAACUUCAUUCGUUGAUUCGUAUUGUUAAAUUGUGAAGGAGAUGAAUAAAUGUAAAUAAAUUCAACUAAAAGCUGAUGAAAACUUUUGGACCAUGGCAGAUUCUAUAGCUGCAUCGCGUGCAAAGCGGUUGAAGACCGACAAGCAUGGUCGUAUGUCAGCACUGGAGAAGUUGAAACAACUGAAAGGAAAAGGUUCUAAGCAUAAAUACGAUGUGGACGAGGUUGAGAAUGUGUACGACACUGUUGAUGAGCGGGAGUACUCUGAGCGUGUUAUGCAGCGGCAGGAGGACGACUGGAUUGAAGAUGAUGAUGGUACAGGGUAUGUUGAAGAUGGAAGAGAAAUAUUUGAUGAUGAUGAGAUUGAAGACUCCUAUGUUGCAACAAAUAGCAAAGACACUGGUCGGGGCCAGAAGAGAAAGGCUCGGGUGGCUGCACAACCGGCUGCUAAGGGCAACAUCCGAAACUUGAUUGGAGCUAUGCCAACUAAGAAGAAAGAGGAUGUGAAGAUAUCUGAAGACAAUAUUCUAUCAGACAUCAUGUCAGAUUUAGAUGGGACUACUCCUUCCACAGUGGUUAAACCCAAGCCCCUGGUCCAAACUAAAGCAAAUAUUGUGGAGUCCAGUAAGAGAGAUGCUCAGAAUUACUUCAAGACACUCUCCAAUGCUGCCAAGAAGCCAACUACAAGUGUGUUUAGUAAGGAACCUACCAAACCUAAGGAAGAGAAAAUUGAGCAAAACGGUGAUUUUCUCAAAGAUAAGCCAGUAUUAGUUGAGAAACCUAUUACUAAAAAACCUGAGUGGAAAAUAGAUAAAGAAAUCAAGCAAGAACUAGAAGAUUCAGCUACACAGAACAUAGAAGAAUUUGAGACCCAAGACAUUGACUUUGAUGAUGACUUUAGCAAUGAUGCCAGUACACAACCUACUGAAGUUAAAACAGAAGACAUACCCAGUUCUGCAAAUACAAUCACAGAUGUGGCAGAAGAAUUCCUUAAUGAUGAUUUUGAAAUAUUCCCUGAAGUUAAAAAAGAAUCACCAAAAGCAUUGAAACCUCUGAACAGUACCUGGUCUGAUCAAGGUGGCAAUGCAGAAAUUGGGCCUUCAGUACAAACGGAUGGUCAACUACCAUUGCAGACCAAUGAAAAUGGAGAAAAGAUACUUAAAUUCUACUGGUUAGAUGCCUGGGAAGAUCGGUUUUUAAAACCUGGAGUUGUAUAUCUAUUUGGCAAAGUUUAUGCCAAUCCUUCUAACAAAAAGGCAGGAUGCUUAUCUUGCUGCCUGACUGUAAAGAAUGUAAAUCGACAGUUGUUCUUACUACCUAGAGAAUAUAAAUUAGAUCCAGUUACUCUAGAAAGUUCAGACCAAGAGGUGACCAUGAUGGAUAUGUAUGAGGAGUUCAACAGCUCAGUGGCGAGUGAGUUGGGUCUGAAGGAGUUCAAGUCGCGUAAGGUCACCAAGAACUACUGCUUCAACUUGCCAGACAUACCUGCAGAGUCUGAUUACUUGGAAGUCAAAUAUUCAGCAUCAUUCCCUCCACCACCAGUAGGCAAGAAAUACCUAACGUUUUCUCACAUAUUCGGAAGUAACACGUCGUCUCUAGAAACAUUCCUGCUUGAAAGGAAGAUCAAAGGUCCAUGUUGGCUGGAAGUAAAGCAGCCUGUGAAUGUGUCUGCUAAAGUGUCGUGGAGCAAACUCGAAGCAUCUUGCGAGAAAAUGGAACACGUCAGCGUCAUAAGAAAUGAUAGUGAUUUGGAACCGCCGCCAAUUGUUUCAGCCACUAUAAAUAUGAGGACUAUGAUGGACCCAAAGACGAGAAAAACGAAAAUAAUCAUGCUUAGCUGUCUCGCACACAAUAACUUUCCUAUACACAAAUCGCCGCCGAAUCCACCUUUUCAACAGCAUUUUUGUGUAAUGACAAAAUGCAACGACUUGUGGCCCUUAGAUCUCAAACAGUCUCUGGCUCAAUACACGGCGACAAAGUUAACCAAAUGUGAUACAGAGAGAGAACUCCUAAGUUACUUCAUGGUUCAAUUUUGGAAAUUGGACCCGGAUUUAGUUAUUGGUCACGACAUGCAAGGGUUCCAACAAGAUUUGUUGAUUGGGAAUAUCCUAGACUUGCACAUACCCAAUUGGUCGCGUUUAGGGAGGUUGAAAAGGUCAACUCCCCCAAUGAGGAAGUUCGCAGCGAAAGAUGCUUUCUUAGGGCGACUAGUUUGUGAUAUCAAAUUAUCAGCAAUGGAACUGAUUCGAGCAAGAAGCUUCGAUCUCGAUACUCUAUGCGUAAAUGUCUUGAAAAUGAAAGAAGGCGAACGUGUAGAUGUUUCUAUUGAAGACUUACCGCGAUAUUACGAAACUAGCAGAGACUUGUUGCAACUAGUAUCUCUGAGCAUGCAAGAUGCUUCUUACAUCCUUAAAAUUAUGUGCGAACUUAACGUUAUACCACUCGCUCUGCAAAUCACACAAAUUGCAGGCAAUAUAAUGUCCCGAACUCUGAUGGGAGGGCGCUCAGAAAGAAACGAGUUUCUACUGCUUCAUGCAUUCACAGAAAAAAAUUACAUCGUGCCAGAUAAAGCAUAUGGCAAGAAAGCUGCUAAUAAUGACGCAGAUAAUGAAGAUCAAGAGGAGACUGGUGCAAACAAUAUAUCUAAAAAACAAGGAAAGAAAAAGGCUGCUUAUUCUGGAGGUCUUGUUUUAGAUCCCAAGAAAGGAUUCUACGAUAAACUGAUUCUGCUCAUGGACUUCAAUUCGUUAUAUCCUAGUAUAAUUCAGGAAUACAACAUUUGUUUCACUACUAUCAAAAGAAAAGUUGCGAGUGCUUCUGAUGACGAUGUUGCUAAUCUGGUUUUGCCAGAUUCUAAGGCCGAGUUCGGAGUCCUUCCCACACAAAUUCGUAAACUUGUAGAAAGUAGAAGGGAAGUGAAAAAGUUGAUGAAAACUCCCGAUUUGACGUCUGAUCUAUACAUGCAGUACAAUAUCAGGCAAAUGGGUUUGAAACUCACCGCAAACUCCAUGUACGGUUGCCUUGGCUUUACUCAUUCAAGGUUUUAUGCUAAGCCGCUGGCGGCGCUGGUUACAAUGAAGGGCAGAGAUAUCCUCAUGGAUACCAAAGAAAUUGUUCAAAAAUUAAAUUACGAUGUUGUAUAUGGCGACACCGACAGUUUGAUGAUCAACACCAACUGCAUGGAUUAUGACCAAGUAUUUAAAAUCGGUAAUGAUUUAAAGCGCGAGAUUAACAAGAAGUACAGGCAAAUUGAACUAGACAUAGACGGAGUUUUCAGAUAUCUCUUGCUUUUAAAGAAAAAGAAGUAUGCUGCUGUUUUGAUCAGCAAAAAUAAGAGCGGCGAGUAUGUUUUCACACAAGAGCAUAAAGGAUUGGAUAUUGUACGUCGUGAUUGGUCUCAACUAGCUGCCGAAGCGGGAAAAUUUAUUUUGAGUCAAAUACUUUCAGAGCAAAGUGCGGAUGAACGAUUGGAAAGUAUACAAACACAUUUGAACAAACUAAAGGAAGACUUGAUGAGUGGCAAAAUGCCUUUGUCAGUGUUGACAAUCACGAAGCAGCUUACGAAAAAUCCUAAUGAAUAUGCCGACAAAAAUCUUCAACCGCAUGUACAAGUUGCUCUCAGGUUGAAUGCAAAAAACAGUAGAAGGUUCAAGAAAGGAGACAUCGUACCUUAUAUUAUUUGCGAAGAUGAAACUGCCAAUUCUGCAGUUCAGAGAGCUUACCACAUAGAGGAAUUAAAAAAUUCUGAACAUCUCAAAGUAGAUUACAGGUAUUAUCUCGCACACCAAUUACAUCCAGUGAUAUCCAGGAUAUGUGAACCAAUUGAAGGCAUGGACCCUGCUCGUGUUGCUGAUUGCCUCGGUUUAGACCCGUCUGGAUUCAGACAAAUCAUAAAGAGAGAAAAUAAUGACACUGAAACAUAUGAAGUAGAGAACGAGAAGGAAAAGUACAGACAUUGCAAAGAAUUUACAUUUAUAUGUGUAAAUGAAAGCUGCAAAACUGAAAACAAAAUCAGGGAAACAUUUACAAGUUUAGGCAAAGAAACAGUUACAUUUUUAGAAAAGUGUCAAAAUGAUAAAUGUUCCAUACGACCGGUUGAUUAUUUUGCAUGUGUGCAAAAUCAACUGAGUCUGCAGAUUCGUCAGUAUCACUCCCAGUAUUACGCUGGUUGGAUAUCGUGUGAAGAUCCCGCCUGUGGUUACCGCACUGCAAGACUUCCGCAGACGUUUAUGGGUGGAUACCCACUUUGCAGGCAAUGUGAAAAGGGAGUCAUGUUCAGAGAAUAUACAGAAAAGGAUUUGUACCUUCAGAUUAACUUCUUUUUGUUCCUUUUCGAUCUCAAUAAACAAAACACAUCAAAACCUCCGGUCCGGCUCGCACCGCACAUAUCAUCGGCAUUCCAAGUAAUGAAAGAACUGGUCGAGGACUGGCUCGCCCAUUCAGCUUACUCUAUAAUAAAUCUUUCCAAAUUAUUCAGAUUUUUCACACUGGACCCUAAACUUGGAGACAAAUUCAAAUCAGAGCCAGUUGAGAUUGACGUUUUACCUGAGACUGAACAGAUAGAUGCUUUGAUGGAAAUGGGAGCGUAUUAAUAUUUACUAAUUAGUGAAUAUUUUAUUUCUUUGAUAUAAUGAUCAUGUCAUUUAUAAGUUACAUGUAAAUAUUAUUCAAUAAAUAUUUGUAUAAGUA